AUGACUGCUAAGACUCCAAGAGCCCCUUUGACGCUCAGGGAGCUUUUGUUGAGCCGCAGAGCCGAGGAGUUGGCGCUGCUCCGUGAGCUCUCAGAUGCUUUGGUACGAAAUCUGCUGCCUGAGCACCUGUGGGACCAGCAGAUCACUCGCUGUGCCUUGAAUGAGAUUCUUGACUUAAAGGGUAAGGAAACUGCGAUGGCGGCAUUGAGGCGACACUUCCUACUGUGCCUGGCGGCGGCGCUACUGCGGCGGGGCACCGCCUUCCCCUCAGACGUCCUCUACCGCGUCCCCGAGGAGCAGCCUCCCAGCAAGCUGGUUGGCAGUCUGGCGGCGGACCUUGGCCUCCCGGACAGCGGGCACCUGUACAAGCUGCAGGUGGGCUCGCCCUAUCUGCGCGUGGACGGAAAGACGGGCGACACCUACACCACCGAGAUCCCCAUCGACCGCGAGACCCUCAGGGACUGCCGCGACAUUUUCGAGGACAAGUGCUACCUAGAGUUCGAGGUAUCCAUCACCGAUAUGGUGAAAGGCAACGGUUCGGGGCCGCGCCAGAUCGAGGGCCGCGUCGAGGUCCUGGACAUCAACGACAAUACGCCUCAGUUCUCCUCGCCCAUCCUCACGCUUUCCAUCCCGGAAAACAUCCACGUGGGCGCCCUCUUCUCCAUCCCCGUGGCCAGCGACCGCGACGCCGGCAACAACGGCGUGGCCGAGUACUCCCUGAGCACGGGGCCCGAAGCCGAGCGGCUCUUCGGACUGCGGGUGGCGCUGGACACGGAUGAGAAGCUGCCCCAGUUGGUGGUGAUGGGGAACCUGGACCGCGAGAAGAAGGACUCCUACGAUCUGAAUAUCAGCGUGGUGGACGGCGGGCGCCCGGCCAGGGCUGGCGGCGCCCUGCUCAGGGUGGUGGUCACCGACCAGAACGACAAUGCUCCAAAGUUCGAAAGGAGUCACUACGAGGCCGAGCUGGCGGAGAACAGCCCGCCGGGACACUCCGUGCUUCAGGUUAGCCCGAUGCAAGCGACAGUCUCGUAA
Molecule: messenger RNA, 1032 nt
Organism: Nerophis lumbriciformis (worm pipefish)
Lineage: Eukaryota; Metazoa; Chordata; Actinopteri; Syngnathiformes; Syngnathidae
Source: RefSeq, a predicted model, not a curated record